Molecule: messenger RNA, 938 nt
Organism: Cololabis saira (Pacific saury)
Lineage: Eukaryota; Metazoa; Chordata; Actinopteri; Beloniformes; Belonidae
Product: ras-related protein Rab-33B-like
Exons: 3
Coding region: 13-732 (239 amino acids)
Cellular component (GO): Golgi apparatus; endosome
Molecular function (GO): GTP binding; GTPase activity
Source: RefSeq, a predicted model, not a curated record
CCGGGCCGGUCCAUGGAGUCCUCCCUGGAGCUCUCCAGCUCGCUGGGCAGCGUGUCCUCCCUGCUCUCCCGCUGCCGCACCUGCAAGGUGCUGCUGAUCGGGGACUCCGGGGUGGGGAAGACCUGCCUCACGCACCGGCUCAGCGCGGCCGACUUCCCCCGCGGGGUGGAGGCCACCAUCGGCGUGGACUUCCGAGAGAGGCUGCUGGAGGUGGAUGGAGAGAAGAUUAAGCUGCAGCUGUGGGACACGGCCGGACAGGAGCGUUUCCGGAAGUCCAUGGUGCAACACUACUACCGCAACGUCCACGCCGUGCUCUUUGUGUACGACGUCAACUGCCCGGCCAGUUUCAGCGGGCUGACCGCCUGGGUGGAGGAGUGCCGGCAGAACUCCGUGGGUCGGGAGGUUCCCAGGUUCCUGAUUGGGAACAAAGGUGACCUCCGUGACCCCAGCCGGACCGGGCUCCAGGUGAGCCGGGAGAUGGCACUCGGCUUCGCCAAAGCCAACGGCAUGAUUUUCUUCGAGACAUCGGCCAAGAAGUCGUCGAAGAGACGCGCGAGUGUGCGGCGAGGCGGCGGGGAGGCGCAGUGCUGGCAGGACGAGGUGGAGGACAUUGUGGCUGGCGUCGGCGCCGCGCUGAAGAGACAUAAGAAACAGAUUUCCCUGGCGCACAAUGGCUCCUUCAAAGUCACCAACCGGAAACGAGCGGAGAAAGAGUCGAGGAGCUGCUGCUGAGGGAGGUUCUCCGUGGGGGGGAAGGUGCCACUUUUUAUCAACGUCAGAUUAUGCGACUCGUCAUUUUGGACCAAAGAUCAGGAAUGGCAAACUCUUUUUUUUACUUGUAUAAUCACCACUCCCAUGAAGAACUUUAAUAUUUAAACUCUUAAAAGUGUGACAUGACUUUGUUCUAAAUUUUGUGAAUAUUUGUGAUUUUAUCGUUU